AGAAUAUUCAUGAGGCGCAGAGGCGUUCUUUCCACCUGUGCAAUACGUUGGAGAAUGACAAAUAGAGGGGCAACCGCGCCAACUCAGCCAUCGUGCUCAUCAUUUUUUCUGUAGUUCGUUCAUUUUCCCUUAGGAGAAAAGGUCCGAUCUACGAUUAUUGCUGGGUUGUUGGCACCCAAAACGCAUAUCUGUGCAGACGCCUCCUCCUCCUCUUUUCGAAUUCAGCAAUUUACACAGUACAGUUCUACAAUUAUUAAUCUGCUUCGGCGAUCGACUCUGGAACCAGGAAAUGGCUACAGAGUCUGAAAAUGAUCUUGGUGAUACUGCUGGCACUGCACCUAUCACAUCUACAGAUAAUGAGGCAAAGACAAAAAAGAAAAAGAAAAAGGGACUACUGUCAAGAAUGUGGAACAGUCUAUUUGGUUCACACAAAGAGGACUUUGAGAAGAGAUUGCAACAUAUUUCCAAGGAGGAGGCUGCUGUUAUUGCCAGAACAGUUAAGCGAUCUCAUAGUUGGAGAAGGAUGAGUAGGCAUCUCAUUAUACUUUCUGUACUUUUCGAGGUUAUUGCAGUGGCUUAUGCUGUCAUGACAACAAGAUCACUUGAGCUAAACUGGAAAAUGAGAGCAUUGCGGGUUUUACCGAUGUUUCUUUUGCCCGGAUUAUCCUUUUUUACGUAUUCGACGCUUAGAAGCUUCACUAGGAUGAAAGAACAAAGGGAUCAGAAAACUUUGGAAAGGCUUCGAGCUGAAAGGCAAGCCAAGAUUGAUGAACUCAAAGAGAAGACAAAUUUCUAUAUAACGCAGCAGCUUAUUCAGAGGUAUGACCCUGACCCAGCAUCUAAGGCAGCUGCAGCCACUGUGCUUGCAUCCAAGCUCGGUGCAGAUACUGGCUUAAAAGUUUAUCUGGGAGAUGAAUCUAAGUUUAAUGCCCCUGCCGGAACGAGCAAUGAUGUAGAAAUUCUGCAGUACGCUGGACUGAGAAAUAGGAAGCAAGCCAGAUCUGGUAGUGCAGGGAGUGCUGUAUUGGAUCAUCGUGAAGGAGAAAUGCUUCAUGAUGUACAGCUUGAAGGUUCUAGUAUGAACCAACAUCAGCAAAUGAUUGUCGAGCAUUACAAUCCUACCUCUGUGAGCGCACAAGAUGGGGGAUGGCUUGCACGAAUUGCAGCAUUGCUUGUGGGAGAGGAUCCAACUCAAUCUUAUGCUCUUAUCUGCAGCAACUGUCAUAUGCACAAUGGACUUGCUAGGAAAGAAGAACUCCCCUAUAUAACCUACUAUUGUCCUCACUGCAAUGCCCUGAAUGGGACUAAGCAACUUGCUGAUGGCGCCUCUAGUUUACUGAAUAUGGCAUCCACAACCAUUGUGGCCGAUGCUGAUUUGGUCAAGCAGGACAGUGGAUCCAUUGCGGAGAGAGACUCCACAAGUAGCAGCCCUGCAGCGGAAACAACAGAAGGUAACAAUACAGUCUCCGAAAGUAGCAGCCCUGCAGUUGCUGCUACAGCAACAACAGAAGGUGACAAUAUAGUCUCCGCAAGUAGCAGCCCUGCAGUUGCUGCCCCGGAAACACCAAAAGGUGACCAUAUAGGCUCCAGUAUUUCUAGCAGUUAAAUAUGUAAUAGUUUGAAUGGAAUUGUGCAGGCAAAGUGUAUUGAAUUGUGGUGAUUUUCCGCUUAGCUUGGUAAUGUGUAACUAUGCAUCUCUUGUAAGCACCUAGUAGAAAUACAAAACUCAGAGAUGGCAGCUUCCCGAGCUGCCUAAUAUCCAUCGUUUUGUAAUCAAGACUAUUACACAUUUUCAGGCAGUUAGGUCCUGGCAAUUUUUUCGGGUUGCUGAAUCCGGCAGUUUCUUUUCUUUUUCUUGAUUCAUUUGUCUAUUCAUACUCCAAUGUACUUGGACAGGCGAUUUCUCUAUGAAACGAUUUACUAAUUAGUUUCUCCA
Messenger RNA from Solanum stenotomum, 1936 nucleotides. RefSeq lists its product as uncharacterized. The record is from RefSeq and is a predicted model, not a curated record. The coding region runs from base 290 to 1606 and encodes 438 amino acids. Gene Ontology annotation, cellular component: endoplasmic reticulum tubular network. Lineage: Eukaryota; Viridiplantae; Streptophyta; Magnoliopsida; Solanales; Solanaceae. Gene Ontology annotation, biological process: endoplasmic reticulum tubular network organization. The transcript is spliced from 6 exons.